CCAGAUGCAACGUUAAAAAGAAUUUCUGUAUCAUUUAGUCAUAUUGUUACACAAAAGAUUGUAGUUUGGAAUUUUGAAAAAGAACAAUCAUCUUUAACAGAUCAGAUUCAGGCACAAUAUGAUAUAGUCAGUUUACCAUUAUUCGAUUUAGAUACUUAUGGUAAAGAACGUGCGCUGUGUUCAUAUAGAAAACCAUUUAUACAAAUAG
Messenger RNA from Racocetra persica, 208 nucleotides. The record is from the annotation of a GenBank genome assembly. Lineage: Eukaryota; Fungi; Glomeromycota; Glomeromycetes; Diversisporales; Gigasporaceae.